Molecule: messenger RNA, 888 nt
Organism: Sorghum bicolor (sorghum)
Lineage: Eukaryota; Viridiplantae; Streptophyta; Magnoliopsida; Poales; Poaceae
Product: polyubiquitin-like
Exons: 2
Coding region: 91-738 (215 amino acids)
Biological process (GO): protein ubiquitination; modification-dependent protein catabolic process
Cellular component (GO): nucleus; cytoplasm
Molecular function (GO): ubiquitin protein ligase binding; protein tag activity
Source: RefSeq, a predicted model, not a curated record
CUCCAUCAUCUCCCUGCGCUGGCUCUCCGGCGGAAAGCGAAAGCACCCACCGAUCCUUCCUAGCAACAAACAUCUUCGUCGACUUUAAGGAUGUAUAUCUUUGUGAAGAGCUCCAUUAGCAGGACAAUCCGUCUCAGGGUCCAGCCAACUGAUACAUUGUCCACUGUCAAGGCAAAGAUCCAGGAACAAUACUACCUUGCCUUUGAUGGAGAGCAGCUAGACGAUAACCUUACGUUGGCUGAUUAUGACAUCCAGAAUAGGUCCACACUUGACCUCGAAGAAAAGAUGGAAAUUUAUGUACAGGAGACGCUGUUAGGCACAAAAAUCACCGUUGAGGUAGAUAGCUUAGAUACCAUUGGUAACGUCAAGGACAUGAUUGAAUCUAUAGAGGGCUUUCCCAAGCAUCAGCAGUGCCUCCUCUUUGACAAGAAACAACUAGAGGACAACAGCACCAUAGCUGACAACAACAUUUGCAAGGAGGCCACCCUUCUCCUUGUCCUCCACUCGUCUCCAAGAGGUACGAUGCAAAUCUUUGUGGAGACGAUACUCAGGACCCUGGCUCUAGAGGUGAACAGCACAGACACCAUCAGCAAUGUCAAGAUGAUGAUCUAUAAGAAGGAGGGCACUCGGCCUAACAAGCAACGCCUCCUCUUUGCUGGCCAGCAGCUGCAAAAUGACCGCACUCUUGGAGACUAUGGCAUUAAGAAUGAGACGACCCUCCAUCUGGUGCUCUGCUGACUGUGUGGUUGUUGAGCGAGGAAUGCGGUGCGGAGAUAUUCAACAAUUAAUGACUAGUAUUUUGCUGUACUCUUCUUUAUUUACAGUAUAUGGUUGGUGUGUUAACUUUGAUUAUAUUGUUGGACGUUAGUAUUGCUCCAUUCUUGUUUC